This is a messenger RNA of Perca fluviatilis (European perch), 2749 nucleotides long. Its product is annotated as proline-serine-threonine phosphatase-interacting protein 1-like. The record is from RefSeq and is a predicted model, not a curated record. The transcript is spliced from 15 exons. The coding region runs from base 284 to 1573 and encodes 429 amino acids. Lineage: Eukaryota; Metazoa; Chordata; Actinopteri; Perciformes; Percidae. Gene Ontology annotation, cellular component: plasma membrane; cytoplasm; actin filament. Gene Ontology annotation, molecular function: actin filament binding. Gene Ontology annotation, biological process: actin filament polymerization.
CUUAUUCAACAAAUGAUAGUGAAAGAGCUGCUGCCUAACACAUGGGCUGAGCUGUCUGUGGUCAGUGACAUCAUGGGACAGAAGCUCUUCCUCAUUCAAAAUGACUCACGGAUGUUUGGGCCAUUCACGGUUUUAAACACAGUUUACUCAGCCACGACCUGCAACACAUUUUUAUUAAAAUUGUUGGUGAGACAUUAACUUUAGAGAGAAGUCCAGUAAAAGAAGUUCCCACUGAGGAAAGCAAGCAAACAACUGAGUUCAGUUCAAGGAAGUAACAACUGAAAUGACACCUUUGAUGUUUAAAGAUGCUUUCUGGGGGUCUGAUUUCACUUGUCAUGCCGGGUAUGAUGCUGUGAUCCAAAGGUUGCGAGAUGGAAGGCAAAUGUGCAAAGAUGUGGAGGAGCUUUUAAAGAUGAGGGCACUGGCAGAGGAGAAGUAUGGAAAGGAGCUGGUGACUAUUGCUCGCAAAGCUGGAGGACACCCAGAGAUCAGCACCUUGAAGGCAUCCUUUGAACUAUUAAAAACACAAAUCGAGACCAUCGGUAACUUUCACAUCCAACUCUCUGAUAUAUUGAAAGAGGAGGUGAAAAAGAUUGAGACAUUCAGAGAGCGGCAGAAAGAACAGAGGAAGAAGUUUCAAAGCAUCAUGGAGAAGGUUCAGAAGAAAAAGGUUUCUUUGUACAAGAGGACCCUGGAGUCUAAAAAGACCUACGAGCUGAGAUGCAGGGAGGCGGACGACGCCGAACAGGGGAGUGAGAAGACAAAUGUUACAUCCAAAAACUCAGAAAAGGUCUCUUCCUGUGUAAAAUGUGUUCCACAGGUACGCCUUAGGGCCAAGCACUGCAGACAGGCUGCCAAUGAAUCAGAGAAGCUGUACUUAACCAACAUUGAUCAGCUAGAAAGUGUUCGCCAGGACUGGGAAAAAACUCACCAAAGCACCUGUGAGGUGUUCCAGCAGCUGGAGGGAGAUCGCAUCAGCAUGCUAAGGUGUGCUCUCUGGGACCACUGCAAUCAUUUCUCCAUGCAGUGUGUCAAAGAUGAUGAGUCUAUCGAGGAGGUGAGGAAGCUACUGGAAAAGUGUGACAUCACCACGGACAACAACUAUUUCAUAGGGAUGAAAAGCACAGGAUCAAGGCCUCCAGAGCCCAUAUUGUUUGAGAGCUACUACAACAGGGAGACGUUCAGGGACAGCAAUGGCCAAGCACAUUUCGCAGGAGGAGAAGACAUGAUGAUGAGGUGCUCUGAUCCCCUGCUCCAAAGUUCUGUGAACAUCAGUGACGAAAGUCUUCAAAACUCACAAUCAGCACUGACACCUUUUGGCGAGUUUGAGACUCCAGACAGAGGAUAUGCACCCCUACCAGGCCUCCAGCAUGCAGCAUCAUUGGCCACAGUUUCAGCUGAUGAAGACAUCUUCACUGUACUUUAUGAAUACGCUGCACAGGAAGCGGAUGAAUUGUCUGUGAGUCGAGGGGACAUGGUCCGAGUGUUGGAACAAGGAGAAGACGGCUGGUGGACAGCGGAGAGGAACGGGCUGACUGGACUGGUGCCAGGAAACUAUCUGGGCAAAAUCUAAACACUCAUCCACAAACAAGAAAAUACAGACAACACAUACACAUAGUCACACCACUUCACUCACACAACACACACGUGUUUAAGGCUUCAGGUGAAUGCUCUUUACAGCGCCAACUGAUGGCCAAACUAUUCUCGUAACUUAAUUUCUGAAUCUAAAUUGAAAAUCUAGGAUCCUUUAGUAGCAGUAGGUUAUUUGAGGUUAUCUUCAUCAGGAACCUCUUGCUUAUUUAUACAGUAAAGCUUUCUCGAAAGAUUUCUGAACUGAUGAGUGGGACUAUUAUUGAUUAAUUAGUCAUACAAAGAUAUUAUAUCGUAACCCUGCUACCUCAUGUGUUGUACAGAUGGGUCACUCGCUCCUUAUGCUCUCUAAUACUGUACAGUACAGUCACAUGGGACUGAAGAAGGAUAAACCAUCUGGUGUUGAAAAUGUGGAUGGACUGUUUUAAAAUGAGAAUUGCUCGGUCAGUUUUCAACGUGAGUUUGAUGAACAAACAAAAACAAGUUUUAGUUGCUAAUAGUAGAACUAGUAUUGUGCUAGUGUAAGCCAGGCUUUACUUAACAAUAAUACCAUUGCUUUUUUUUAUCAACAAGCUGUGAUUAUCAGACUCCAGACAAAGAAAUUACUGAUUUUUAUUUGUAUAGUAUUGUGACUUCAGCACCCUACCCUCGAUGUGAUAAAUCAUAAGUUACCAUUAAAUUAAAUGCAUAUGUAGUUAGCAGUGGCGUUUUUAGGUGAAAAAAUGGUGGGCUAGCCUACUUUGGACAAGUGCAAAACCUGAAAAUUACACAAUUAUUAUAAUGUAGUCUGGCUACUCAUCACAUAGCAUUCCGGGAUGGGAGAAAAAUGUGCUCUGGUUUAUUGACAUUUCUUUAAAUCAAUCACAAUCGUCUUGGGCGGUGCUAAGCGCCGGACGCAAUAAUGGUGCCUUUGCAAAAUAGCCUUUAGUGGAGCAUGUGCUUGUUCAAAAGUUGUUUUAGUUAUGCAACAUAAUGCACAUUUUACAUUUCUCACAGUUAAACACAUUAAUUUUUAAAUCUGUGGUUUGAUGGUGCAUCAAUUGAUUUGUUUAUACAUAUAUUCAUAUUUUUCAUGUGAUGAAUUAUCAAGUCAUUACAGUUUAAAAAGCAUGUGGAAAAAAAUGACAAUUAAACAGUCAAGUUGAAAUGUAUGAGUUUA